Messenger RNA from Seminavis robusta, 381 nucleotides. The record is from the annotation of a GenBank genome assembly. Lineage: Eukaryota; Bacillariophyta; Bacillariophyceae; Naviculales; Naviculaceae.
AUGAACGACACCGCCACAAUUUCGCUGGUCAUCGUGGGCGCAGCGGCGGUCGCUGCGCCUUUUGUCUACGCGCUGCAAAAGUACCAGUACCGGUACGGAGGCGAACAGUUCAGCACUACCAAGAAGGAUCAUUUGACUCCUGCGAUCGACGGUGAAACUAUAGCUUCCGAAGCAAACACCGAUGAGAUGGAAGAUGAUGGUGGAAUUGAAACAGGUGUUCACCACGGUACCCUUGAGCCUCAGUCGAGCCCACCACCAAGAGCCUCAACUCAGCAGGAUGACGCAUUUUCAACCUCCAAGAAACGUGGACAUUGGCAAAGUUCUACUUCCCUGGCAUCAUCCGAGGCGAUUCUCCUGAAGGAUUCAAGUCAACGAGGCUAA